GUGUUCCAACAUAUUGUACUGCCGUUGCGGGUGCUCUAACAUAUUAUACUACAAAUUUAAUUUGAUUUUACAAAAUAGGAGUACUUAGAAAAGAAUGGAGCAAGCCAGCUAAUAUGCACUGUGAUGAAUUUAUAAAAGAAUGACCCCACGGCUGGGCUCCCCUUCUGCUCACAUUUAUUCAUCUUUUUGUGCUUCUCUUUCUCUCUCCAAAGACACCAGUCAAUCACAAUUCACAAAGGAGGAGGAAGAAGAAGAAAAAAAGAAAUACGUUGCCCCACCAGUUUCUUCCACUUGCCUCUCAUCAAAAUCACUUCUUUUGCUUCAAUAGCUUCCAUGAUUGGAGCUAUGUUUUCUUGAAAAACCUUUUUCUUGUGUUUUCUCUCUCCCCAAAAAACAUGGAAUUUAUGGAGCCACGCCCCAAAAAUCAAGGACCCAAUAACAUUUCCAACUCCGCCGAUUACCACCGCCGCCACCUCCUCCAAAGUCAAACCGAAUCCGGUUCUGGGUCCUGCCCAUCCCCACCCCAUGGGCCUUUGAUGGGCUCCAUCUCCCUCCAACAACCAAGAAACUUAGCCCACUCUCCCCCCUCUGCCUCCGCCGCCGCUAGUACUGCUCUCGUCGCUAUUCCCAACCGCGACGAGAACAAUACCAGCACCAGCGGCGGUGGCCUGGCGACCACUAAUAACAAACUGGUAGCCAAGAAGCCGUCCAAGGACCGCCACACGAAAGUGGACGGCCGCGGGCGGCGCAUCAGAAUACCUGCCCUGUGCGCCGCCCGCGUCUUCCAGCUCACCCGCGAGCUGGGCCACAAGUCGGACGGCGAGACCAUCGAGUGGCUCCUCCACCAGGCCGAGCCGGCCAUCAUCGCCGCCACCGGGACCGGCACCAUCCCGGCGAACUUCUCCACACUAAACGUCUCGAUGUGCAGCAGCGGCAACACCUUCUCCGGGCCGCCGUCGAAGUCCGCGCCGCUCUUCCUCGGCGGCGGCGCCGGCAUGCUCGGCUUCCACCACCAGCUCGCCGCCGCCGGCUCUCAUUUCGGGCAGGAGCCGGAUGAGAAUUACCUCAAGAAACGGUUCAGAGAAGAUGUCGGCGGUGGCGCCUCCCCUAAACCGGGGAGAGCCGGCGGCCACGAUCAAGAACCGGGUCAGGAGCAUAAACCCGGUUCGUCGCAGCCAUCGAGCUACAUCCCGGCUCCCGCCAUGUGGGCGGUCGCCCCUGCCGCCGCCAACGUGGGGAACGCCUUCUGGAUGCUCCCGGUUACCGGGAGCGCGGCCGCGCAGCAAGAGUGGCAGUACAAGCCCCCCUCCGCCGCGGCGCAAAGAAUAGGCGGCUUCGAGUUCCAAGGAACCGGCCGGUUCAAUCCAGUUCAACUCGGGUCGAUGGUACUGCAGCAACAACAACAGCAACAACCGCCGGUUCAUCAACUGGGCCUCGGCGUGACCGAGACAAAUAUGGGAAUGCUCGCGUCAAUUAACGCGUACAAUAAUAACAACAACAACCACAACGGAAUUGAUCUCGGCAUGAAUUUGGAUCACCACCACCUGAGUCAACCGCAACAAAGCGACAGCGGCGACGACGAAACGGCAAAAGAUUCACAAUAGUUACAAAAUAAAAAUCAUGAAGAGUUUGCACCACCAUUUCAAUAUUUCUCCUUGCUUGGUAGUAAUUUUUUUACCUUCUCAAUUUUUAUCAUAGUUUAGGGUGAAAAAAUGAUUACUAUUUGUGUGCAUAUAUUUAAUUAUUGGCCUUUUGAGUACUUAAAUUAGGUAAGAUUGCAUUUUGUGGAGCAACAAAUUUGAGUAUGUUGGUUUCAAAAUAGAAAAUUGUGGGAUUUGUGUAUGAUUUUUAUAUUUUUAGAAGUAAAUAUUUCAGUGCAGAAAAACCUGAUAGGUUUUGAAAUU
This is a messenger RNA of Salvia splendens (bonfire salvia), 1904 nucleotides long. Its product is annotated as transcription factor TCP23. NCBI's taxonomy places the organism in Eukaryota, Viridiplantae, Streptophyta, Magnoliopsida, Lamiales, Lamiaceae. The record is from RefSeq and is a predicted model, not a curated record. Gene Ontology annotation, molecular function: DNA-binding transcription factor activity; sequence-specific DNA binding. Gene Ontology annotation, cellular component: nucleus. The transcript has a single exon. Bases 396 to 1604 code for a protein of 402 amino acids.